This is a messenger RNA of Truncatella angustata, 225 nucleotides long. RefSeq lists its product as uncharacterized. The record is from RefSeq and is a predicted model, not a curated record. The transcript has 2 exons. Bases 1 to 225 code for a protein of 74 amino acids. Lineage: Eukaryota; Fungi; Ascomycota; Sordariomycetes; Amphisphaeriales; Sporocadaceae.
AUGAACUCGCAACUCCUCAACGCCAGUCGCCGGGCCAUGCUUCGUGCCCAGCCUAGAUUCGCCUCUACCGUCUCGCGGAGGUACGCAAGCGGCCACGCACCUACCGACUACGGUCGGAUCGCCAAGAGAGCCGGUAGCGUCGCCGUCGUAUACUUCCCUCUAGCCGCACUCGUCCUGGGAUGGCCGCUCGCGGCGCACAAGGUCGUUGACUACUUCGGCGUCUGA